AUGCCACGAUCCAAGAUAAAGCCUGCCACCACUAGGCCGAUUUUGCGUAGUCAGACUGUGGCCAAAAUCAACAAAAAUAUCUCACGAACCAAGAAGCCAGUCAAGCGAAAAAAAGACUUGGAUUUGGAUUCGGACUCAGACUCAGAGCCUUCUCCUCAGCAGGACUUUGUUGAGAAAGCCGGGUUAUCCAUUGGUCGCAAAACAACCCGCGAGAAAUUACUUGAACUGUUGGGCACGCGCGCCAAACCAAAAAAACCCCGCAUCUCAAGCCAGUUGGUUAGCUCUCGACGAAACUCAAAAGCACAGAAUCAAGAUGAUCAACUCGCCAUAUUCAACCAACCCUCAGACAAGAAGACUGAUUACAGUAACUUCGACGACGACCAGCUGUUCGAGAUGUUAAAAACCGUUGGACUAGACACAACUGGAUUUGAUAGGAUCGAGCUACUGAAAAACUGCAAUGCCUAUACCGAAUUAACUAAUGAGAUGUUUAAUCCAGUAAUCAUCCCCUCUUCCUCGCAAAAGCAGGCCGGUCCUGAUCCUAUACAUCCAAAACGCAGGAGCUCUUCAUCAACUCUCGUCAAGACUCAGGCAAGUACCAGCAAUCCUGGUGGUUCUAUCCAUGAAAUGGUACCAAAUAAAAGCCUGCUAGGCGAGAUGAGCACGAGUCUACCGAAAGCUCGUAAAUCUGUUACAUUCCUUGCAACCCCGGAACUUCCACAGCCCCUUUCACGCCAGUCAGAUAGGUCUCGACAACAACACUCCGAAACCCAACUCUUGAUUGAAGAUGAUCAAGUGGCCACAGACGACCAAGCCUCAGACGAGAAGACUGAUUACAGUCACUUCGACGACGGCCAGCUGUUCGAGAUGUUAAAGACCGUUGGACUAGAUACAACUGGAUUUGAAAGGAUCGACCUAUUGAAAAACUGCAAGGCCUAUACCGACCUAACUAAUGAGAUGCUUGAUACAGUAAUCCUCCCUUCGCCUUCACAACAGCAGGUUGAUCCCGAUCCGAAACAUCCAAAACUCAGCAGCUCAUCAUCAAGUCUUGUCAAUACUCAGGCGGGCAGCAAAAAUCCUGGUAGUUCUAUCAAUGAAAUGAUACCAAAUCAACGCUUACUAGACAAGAUGGGCAUGAGUACACCUGAAUCUCACCAAUCUGGCUCAUUACUCCCAAGCCUCGAACAUAAACGGUUCUUGUACCCUCGACCGCGCCCAACCAUCCUAUCUUCCGCUACUUCGACUCGAAAAAAAACUGAUACUAAAGGGAAGGCUAAAGCAGUAUCACCUAAUCUAUCCGAUUCUGAUUGGAAUCCAGAAGACCAACAUCGAGAUGGGUCAGAUACUGAAAAUGAUACCAUGAUACCUGAAGAAGACUCUGAUCUCCCUUCACCAUUGAUUAAUGAAUCACAAAGCCCUUUACGUGCUCACUCGCCCAAAGACUAUGCGCGGCAUGAAAGCUCUACUGGCUUUAACAGCAAGACCUUAGACAUUGAAACUUUACAUAUCCUCUUGAUUCAAACCAACAGGAAGGUAGAGUCACUUGAAAACGAUGUGAAAACCUUGACCAAUUUUGUCCACAAGUUGGCGGGAACGUGUGGCGAUCACGAUACACCUCGAUCAAAAGGACGUGGCGGCCGAACAUCAGACUUCCGGAAGGAUCACAACUUCAACCUCCACCAAGUCCAACAUCCAAAGAUACACAGAGCUCAAUAG
Molecule: messenger RNA, 1713 nt
Organism: Melampsora larici-populina 98AG31
Lineage: Eukaryota; Fungi; Basidiomycota; Pucciniomycetes; Pucciniales; Melampsoraceae
Exons: 8
Coding region: 1-1713 (570 amino acids)
Source: RefSeq, a predicted model, not a curated record